This is a messenger RNA of Lontra canadensis (Northern American river otter), 4059 nucleotides long. RefSeq names its product KIAA0895 like (gene MATCAP1). The transcript is spliced from 7 exons. Bases 1922 to 3337 code for a protein of 471 amino acids. NCBI's taxonomy places the organism in Eukaryota, Metazoa, Chordata, Mammalia, Carnivora, Mustelidae. The record is from RefSeq and is a predicted model, not a curated record.
CCCCCCCCCAUUGGCUCCUCUUUCACGUUAUUCUCUCUGGGAGUUUUUCUAUUGGCGUAGGCCACACCCUCUCAUUUGUCACUAGACUCCACCUUGUGUCUGGGCUCUUGCGUCUUUCAUUCAUUCCGCAUGUAGUGCUGGGUGCUUGGGACAUGGGGGUUAAUCAGAUUCGUCCCUGCCCUGAGGGAGUUAAGGGGGUAGUGUGGGGACACGGAUCUAGGCUCCGAAAGUGACAGCUUAGGGUGGUAAAGAAGCCUCCUAGACACUGGGAGCCUCCAAGACGCCAGGAAGGCUUCCUGGAGGAGGUGAGACCUAAACCGAGCCCUUAGGAAUGGUUAGGAGUUUGCUACAGGGAGGCAAUUGGGAGGGCAUUCUUGGCAAAAGAACCUGAGACGUGAAAGAAACAGGCGUAUUCUUGGUAAUUGCGAAGAGGUAGGUCGAAUGAAAGAAGGGAGGGGGUGGGGAUGGAGGUAGAGACCCAGAGACCAGUGAGGAGUCCAGAAAAGCAUACAGUUAGUUGAGAAGAGUGAAGUCUGAGGCCUGAAAUCUUUUCAAACUGCUGGUCACUAGACAGAGGGAAGAGAGGUGGGGUAGGGGAUCAGAAAUUGAUAGGGAAACAUAGUGCGUGAAAGGAAUGAUUCCAGUUCUGAGAAGAAGUGCUCUUGGGUUCAUCUUAUUUAUUGAGCAACUGCUCUGGAUCGGGUACUGUUCAGGGUUCUGGGGACACAGCUGUGAACAUUCAAAAGGAGAAAACAGAUAACUAACAAUGACAUAUACUGUACUUCAUGUGGUGAUAACUGCUUUAGAAACCAAUAAUAUGGAGAAGAGAAGAUUGUGGUGGGGAGGAAAGAGGAGGUUUACUAUUUUAAAGAGAGUGUGUUAGGGAGACUUGUCUGAUAACAUCUUUGUGAAGAAAUCUAAGGAAAAUGGGAGAGUGAGCCCUGCGGUUAUCUGGGGGGAAGCAUUCCAGAUAGGAGACAUAUUCAGUUUGAGCUGCCUGUUGUACAUUCAAGUAAAGUUGAACUGAGAACUGGCAACACCGGCUGGAGGUUUAUAGAAGUCUGGAGUGGUGUACGUAAAACCAUAAAAUUGGAUGAGAUCACCCUGGGAGUAAGCAUAAAAGAAGGAGAGAAGUUUCUAUAGGAAUUUCCAAGUCCUGAGGCAUUACAAUUUUAAGAGAUCAGGAAGACAGGAAUGAUGAGCGAGAAAGACCAAGAACUAACAGCCAGUGAGGUAGGAGAAUAUAUUUGAGUGUGCUGGAGAAGCCAAGUGGAGAACACGUUUCUAAAAUGAAAUGAUUAAUGAUGUCAAGUGCACCGAUCAGUAUGAAGAUCAUUGAUGAUCUUGGUCAGAUCAGUUUCAAUGGAGAGUGGGGACAGAAGCCUAGUUGGAGUGAAACAUAAGAGAAAACAGGAAAAGAAGGAAUCAGACUGCAUACAGAUGGGUGUUGUGCUGCAACAGGGAGCAGCUGCUGGGAGAUGCGGUGGGGCUAGAGGAGUGUGGGGUCAAGUGAGGGUUUGGUUUUGUAUUUUUAAGACAGAAAUAACAGUAUGUGUUUAUGCUGUUGGCAAGAAUACAGUAGAGAGGAAGAGAUUGAUGAUGUUGGAGAAAUACUGGAAUUGUGUCCCUGAACAGGCAAAGGAGUUCAGAAUCUGGAGCCUUCACAGUCAGUCUCUGGGGAGAGACUGGAUUGUUCUGAGCCCUAGUACAGAGCAAGGGGUGAACGUGCCAACACCGGCCUUGGAUGACCAUUAGAAAGAGGCCUCUGAUAGGAGACAGACCAAGGAUUGGCUUGAAUUUGCUGAAGUCUCCCUCUGCUCCCCACAAAGCUAAUUCUAACUGGGAUUUGAACAUAUGACCCAGAGAAGUCGACAGUGUGGGGAGUUGGAGUGACCCGGCUGGAUGUGACCCCCAGGACAGAAUGGUGCUGGACUCAGGGGCUCAGGUGUAUGAACAGGCACCCCCCAGCCCACCAGCCAGUCCCUCAUCCUUGGGCCAUAGACUGAAGCCCUCAGACCGAGAUGGGACACUGCUGUACCCCUGGCCUCAGUCCCUGGCCUUACCCCUGGCUCUGUCAAUCCCCUCAGCCCUGCGGCCCCGGCCUGAGCUGCAGCCCUACUCAGAGCUGCACUUGGGCCUCCGUGGCCACAUGCGUCGCAGUGAGAGCACCUAUACUGUAAAUAGUACUGGCCGGCGGGGGGGUGGCACCCAGGGUCGGGCCCCACCUGGACGGGGACGGGACCCAGGUGGGGGAACCCUGCGGCCUGCAGCCUCCCUGCCUCACAUUGCUAAGACUCGAAAGGAUGCAGGCCGUGGUGCCAGCAAGAGCCCUUGCAUGUUGGUGGCCUUGCGGCCAACCAAUAUGGACCGAGAGCGGGACAAGUUCUUCCAGUCCCACUACACCUACAACCCACAGUUCGAGUACCAGGAGCCCAUGCCCACGGCUGUGCUGGAGAAGUACUGUGAGGCUUCUGGACAGUUCAUCCAUCAGGCAGUUGGCAUCAUUGAGGCUGUCCUGGAGAAGUUUGGUACCUAUGAACACUUCGAAGCUGCAACGGGGGGCCAGCUGCUGACCAAGUGCCAGAUCUGGUCCAUUGUUCGCAAAUACAUGCAGAAGGAGGGCUGCGUUGGGGAGGUUGUGGUGCAGCUGAGUGAAGACCUGCUGUCCCAGGCAGUGAUGAUGGUGGAGAACAGCCGACCAACACUGGCCAUCAACCUGACGGGAGCCCGCCAGUACUGGCUGGAGGGCAUGCUGCGGCACGAGAUAGGCACUCACUACCUGCGGGGCGUGAACAACGCGCGGCAGCCGUGGCACAGCGCCGAGGGCCGGCUGCAGUACGGACUGCGGCCAGCGAACCCCACGGAGGAGGGCUUGGCCAGCCUGCACAGCGUGUUGUUCCGCAAGCAGCCCUUCCUGUGGCGCGCCGCCCUGCUCUACUACACCAUCCACCGCGCCUCGCGCAUGUCCUUCCGCCAGCUCUUCCAGGACCUGGCGCGCUACGUGCAGGACGCUGACGUGCGCUGGGAGUACUGCGUGCGCGCCAAGCGCGGCCAGACUGACACCUCGCUGCCCGGCUGCUUCAGCAAGGAUCAGGUGUACCUGGAUGGCAUCGUGCGCAUUCUGCGGCACCGCCAGACCAUCGAUUUCCCGCUGCUGACCUCACUGGGCAAGGUGUCCUAUGAGGAUGUAGACCACCUGCGGCCCCAUGGGGUGCUGGACAAUACCCGGGUGCCCCACUUCAUGCAAGACUUGGCACGCUACCGGCAACAGCUGGAGCACAUCAUGGCCACUAACCGGCUGGAUGAGGCAGAACUGGGCCGCCUGCUGCCUGACUGAGGCCGGCUGAGGGUUACUGCCGGAGGCCCUGGACAGAGGGCUCCAGAUCAGCUCUCAGAACAUGAAGAUGACUGUUCUGUGCUUCCAUGGCCUGGGUGUUUCUUGGUGAACUGGGAGGGCAGGAGCAUCCCAGGAGGUAGGAGUGGCAACAUCAGAGCCUUUGUGUCCUUCGAUAGCCUCUCUGGGGCUUAGGGACCGGUAGUAGCAUGUCAAGCAAACUGAGUCUGCCCUCCUACGUCCAGCUCUCUGUUGAGCAGAGGGGAAGCCUGGGGGCAGGAGGGAGGCUGAGCAUGAUGGGGAUGGGGGGUGGUUUGGGAGUAGAAACUUGUUCUUGCAUGAGAUGGCUUUGGGUGUCUGCAUACUCCAGUGUCUCCCUUCCCCCACCUGGCCCCUCGGUGCUCCUUCAGCUUUCACGCUUUCUACCUCUCACUGGGUCCUGGUGGGGAUCUCCCUUCUCCUAGGGUGACUGCCUGAGCAUGAGGGUCUGGCUUUCACACAGGCUCAAGGGGCAGGGGUCCUGGUGGUAGAGACCCAGCUGGGCUGGAGUGUGCUUUCUGGCAUUUUGCCUCUCCCACUGCUCAUGUAUUUAUACCCUAUUUAUGUGCUCUGCUUCCUGGGGCUGGGAGGUAGCAGCUUCUGAAGGUGUGGUGGAGGGAACAGUGCUCCUCUGGAAGGCACCAACUGUUCCUAGCCCCACUCUCCUCUCUGUCUCUCUGUCUCUG